Molecule: messenger RNA, 627 nt
Organism: Arachis stenosperma
Lineage: Eukaryota; Viridiplantae; Streptophyta; Magnoliopsida; Fabales; Fabaceae
Exons: 3
Coding region: 1-627 (208 amino acids)
Source: RefSeq, a predicted model, not a curated record
AUGGAGGAUAGCAUGCAAAGCUACCAACAAGCUGUAUUGGCAUUCAACGCAAGAUUGCGAUGUAUUGCCACUGAGACAGCUGCAAGGUUGGAAAUGAUUGGUUCUAGCGGUGAAGGAAGUGGUGUUCGGAAAGGAAGUAUGCCAUCUCAGAGCAGUUGGCCUCGACCUGUGGUAUCCUGGCUUCCAGUGAUCCCUGAAGAAGAGCUUAAUGGUGAAUUCGCCAUAGUGAAUAGUAUGGAAGACUGGCUGGUGAAGGUGUGCCACGAAUCUAAUAUUUCUGGGCCGUGUUUCUUCAAGCAGGAAAGAUAUGUCGGAGACAAAGGCCCGUUUUUUGGAUUUACUGUGGUGGUUCCAGGCGAGCCGUACGAGGUUGAACUCAGUGCUAAGGGUCGGUUUUCUUUGGUAGAAAAGGCGGCUCGUGAAGAUGCGGCGCAAGAGAUGCUUGGCCAAGUCCUGGAAAUUACCGGCAAGGAAAUUAAAGAUUAUUACUACUCAAGAGUGAAGCUUCUUCGAGACAGUAAUACAGCACUCCGUGCUAAGGUGGGCCAGCUGGAGGAUGCUUAUGAGAAGCUUUUGGCCAGUUAUGAGGCUGUUGUGAACGCUCGUAUCGAAGGCCAAUCCCCUUGA